Messenger RNA from Paraphaeosphaeria sporulosa, 1179 nucleotides. RefSeq lists its product as uncharacterized. Bases 136 to 768 code for a protein of 210 amino acids. NCBI's taxonomy places the organism in Eukaryota, Fungi, Ascomycota, Dothideomycetes, Pleosporales, Didymosphaeriaceae. The transcript has 2 exons. The record is from RefSeq and is a predicted model, not a curated record.
CAGAAAAUCCCCGCUGGGCUAGAGCAAUUACACAAACACAAUACUCGUUCACGUGCUGCACGCAAUUCGCAAUUCGUACCAGCGACGGUAUUGAUAAAUACGGAGAGGAUCGAAGCGCACUAGUCUACACACAUCAUGUCUUCGGCACCUUCUUCUAGUACGCCCUCGCGGAAAAAACCUGAACCCCUCGGGUGGGACUUCGAAGACGUAAAGUUCCGUGAAGACCCUAUCCCUGACACGUGGUGGUUUGUUCCUUGGAACAACACUGAACAAUGCGAGUCUAAAAAUGACUUUCCCGGCACUGUUAAACCCAAGAAGCUGCUCUAUUCCGAUGUAAACCCUGUUGAAGAGGAGUAUCGAGGCUCCGGUAUCGUAGUCGACGAGAUCGAAGGCAGAGUAGUCGGCUGCUACAAGGUUCGAGCCGAUACUGAAGACGGCGACGAUGCCAAAGCAGAGAUCGCCGAAGUUAAACACCAACAGUGGCUCGAGGAGCAGGGUCAAGCCUACAUCGAGGGGUUGCCUAAUAGGAAGCCCAAACAGAAAAUGCGCAGAAUGGGGAUGUUCCCAUCCGAUCCGAAAGCAGAGCCGCGCCCGGGUGAUAAGACGUGCGAUAGGAAGCCUUUGAACCUGCUGAACGACAUCCGUAAGCUGAAUGGUCUAAUUUUGGAUCCCCGUCCUGUGAGGAUAGCUCUUCAUCCCAAGGACAGAGAAGCGUUUCGUAUCCACGGUAGUAUGGCGGGCGCCGCAUUGCAGGAUUAUGGUGCUUAGUAUAAGCAAUCGGAAUAUAAGAUUCGGAGUGCUAUGAAGGACGCUUUCGACAAGCAACAGGAUCUUCCCGUAUAUCGGCUGAAGCAGAUCAAGGCGGCAGAGAAAGCCGGUCGUCCUGAGGUCGACUUUACGGAGGAGGAGAAUGUGAAACAGGUCAAAGUAAAAGUGAGAGAUGACAGUUCGCAUGAGGAGGGAGUCGAAGAGCCUGACGAUGGUACUAGUCAAAGUGAGCAAGAUGAAGACGUGGAUGAAGGGGACGAGGGCGAAGGAGAUAGGAGCUUAGCUUCUUCACCUCUCUCCCCGGCCCGUUCGCUAAGUAGUCUGGAAUCCUAAUUGCGCUUCCAUGUCGCGGUCUUUAUAGCAGAAAUGAGAUAAGAACGCUCGGGAUUAGACCGAUACCGCUGAUGGUGC